AUGUCCACCACUUCUACCACGGCACAACUUGCAACAAACUCUCCUUUCACUUCACAAGAGAAGACACAGUCUGGUCAAGGUGAAACAGUGAAAGUUCGCUCUUCCAAAUAUAUAAUAAGAACACUAUAUGCAGGUGGCGUUGCGGGCUGUGUGGCUAAGACAGUGAUCGCGCCGUUAGACAGAGUGAAAAUCUUGUUUCAAUCAAGCAAUCCACAGUUCCAAAAAUAUGCAGGGUCAUGGGUAGGUCUGUUUCAAGCCACUCGACAAAUAUACAAUGAUUCGGGACCGAAAGGUCUGUUUCAAGGACAUUCAGCAACACUCAUCCGAAUCUUUCCAUACGCCGCGAUAAAAUUUGCCGCUUUUGAACAAUUUCGUCAUCUUUUAAUGCCGACGAGGCAACAUGAGACGCGUUAUAAGAAUUUUGUGGCAGGUUCUAUGGCUGGCGUUACAUCUGUACUCUGCACUUAUCCGCUAGAACUUGUGCGUGUUCGGCUAGCAUUCGAAGUUCGCAAGGAUUCGCGUGUUGGCAUUAGAUCAAUAUGUAAACAAAUAUAUCAUGAAAGCGCUGCAUCACAUCGACGCUUUCUUCAUUUUUCAAUCAUGAAUUUUUAUCGUGGAUUAACACCUACUAUAAUGGGCAUGAUUCCAUACGCUGGUGUCUCUUUCUGGACACAUUAUACGUUAUCAGAAUUUUGUAGGACGACAUUAGCGAAUAUUACAAUAAAUCCAUCUUUAAUUGCUAGUAAAAAAGAUUCAAUAGACCAAGAAAGAAGGGUUCCAUUAAAAACAUGGGCAGAAUUGACUAUUGGGGGUCUGUCUGGCGCUAUAUCUCAAACAGUAUCGUAUCCACUCGAAGUAAUUCGACGUAGGAUGCAGGUAUAUGGUGCAAUAGACCCUUCGAGUUUUGUUAGUAUUCAACAGACAACGCGAAAUAUUUGGACCACAAGUGGAUUAAAAGGAUUUUUUGUAGGGUUAAGCAUUGGAUAUUUGAAAAUAAUACCUAUGAUUGCUGUUUCUUUCACGGUUUAUCACAGAAUGAAACUAUAUAUGGACAUAUAUUGA
Cetraspora pellucida is the source of this 1062-nucleotide messenger RNA. Lineage: Eukaryota; Fungi; Glomeromycota; Glomeromycetes; Diversisporales; Gigasporaceae. The record is from the annotation of a GenBank genome assembly.